ACAAUGGCAGUGAUCAGGCCAUUUGUAGCCUGCCUCGCAGCUGUGGUUCUUUUGAACAUGCCAGGAGGCAGGUGCAUGGAAAUCAUUGGUGGAAAAAAGGCUAAGGCUCACUCCUGGAAUUUCAUGGCUCUUGUGAGGGGGGAGAAUGGUCAGUGUGGGGGGGCACUGAUCAAAGAACAGUGGGUCCUGACUGCAGCUCACUGCAUGGGAAAGAAUAUGAGUGUCGUUCUGGGCACCUAUUCGAUCUCCAAGAAGAACAAGAAGCAACAGCAGUUCUUGGUAUCAAAACCAUUCCCAUACAAAGGGUUCAGUCAGAAAACAGGCGAAAAUGACCUAAUGCUGCUGAAGUUGAGCAAACCAGUGACUACCAGUCCAUAUAUAACUCUACUGCCACUUCCAACUAAAGAGAAAGAUGUCCAAAAGAAUACCAGAGACAAUACACCCUGCAAGGUGGCUGGCUGGGGCAUCUACAACAAAGACAGCAAGAGAAGCUCAGACGAACUGAUGGAGGUGGAAAUCAAGGUUUUUAACAGAAAGCAGUGCCAAAAGUAUUACAACAAAAGUAAAGUCGCGAUCACCAGCAACACAAUCUGUGCUUGGGACAACCAAGGGGAAAAGGACACCGAUAAGGGGGACUCUGGGGGGCCACUCAUAUGUAACGGCCAUUUCACUGCUGUGGUCUCUUCUGGGACGAGAGGUUUCCCUGGAGUUUACACUCUGCUGACCAGCAAAUACCUCAAAUGGAUCGACAAGGUUACCAGAGGAGCGAAUAGGUGAAAGUCAGGUUGCAUAUUAAAGCAAAAGGAGAGCUAUGCGUCUACCCCAACCCACUUCCUUUAUUUGUAUGUGACAUGAAUGAUGCUGAAUGUAUUUCUAUACAAGAUAUUCACUAUGAACUGGCUAGCCCACUGAACUCCAAUGCAACGCAAAGCUACCUUCCCUAACUAUAAUAAAUGUGUAUGCCAAGUUAAGAGAUAAUUUGCCUUGUCAUUGAACAAUAAAAAUCUUUUAUAUCAGAAA
This is a messenger RNA of Brienomyrus brachyistius, 1020 nucleotides long. RefSeq names its product granzyme K-like. The transcript has 5 exons. Gene Ontology annotation, molecular function: serine-type endopeptidase activity. Gene Ontology annotation, biological process: proteolysis. Lineage: Eukaryota; Metazoa; Chordata; Actinopteri; Osteoglossiformes; Mormyridae. Bases 4 to 777 code for a protein of 257 amino acids. The record is from RefSeq and is a predicted model, not a curated record.